AUGGUCUUGUCUCAGCAAGAGACGCUGGAGAUGAUCCGGCCGCUGCUGGAGAAGGAAGGGAAGGAGUACGAGAAGUACCAGCGUGCCCUGAUUCGUAAGGCCGCUCCCGGCGAGAUUGUGGUGACUGUGGUCGGCGGGAAGGAGGAAACGAGAAACACAGCCCAGGAGGGUGACAUGGUUGUUCACGCGAUGACCCACGAUGGCGAGGAGUAUAUCCUGAAGGAAAGCCAGUUUAGGAAGAACUACUUCGCUGACCGCCCGGAGGACCUUCCGCAGGACCAUGAGCUCAAGGACAAGGGCUUCAAGCUGUACAUGCCGAACAGGCGCUGCACUGCAAUCGAGGUCAGUGAAGCCCUGGCAACCAGGUUUGGCGGCUCCUUCAUGGCUGCUUGGGGCCAGGAGAUGGUUGUGUCUGCUGGCGAUUUCUUGGCGAGUGGGAACAAGUCUGCUGAUGGAACCAUCCAAGAGAUCAUCCGCAUCGAGCAGGGGGCAUUCAUCCAAACCUACCGCGAGGCAAAGUGA
Symbiodinium natans is the source of this 522-nucleotide messenger RNA. Lineage: Eukaryota; Dinophyceae; Suessiales; Symbiodiniaceae. The record is from the annotation of a GenBank genome assembly.